This is a messenger RNA of Myzus persicae (green peach aphid), 1470 nucleotides long. RefSeq names its product protein ALP1-like. The coding region runs from base 158 to 1345 and encodes 395 amino acids. The transcript is spliced from 2 exons. The record is from RefSeq and is a predicted model, not a curated record. NCBI's taxonomy places the organism in Eukaryota, Metazoa, Arthropoda, Insecta, Hemiptera, Aphididae.
GCUUUUUCACACGAGACACUUUGUGGCCGACCACAAGAAUCGUGCUACUGUUUACAAAAGUGUCUCAUUGAUUCACACGAGACACUUGCCGUACACUAGUGUCUGUUAAUUAUGUAUUGUACGUGCAUAUUAAUCGUACUCCCGACUAGUCGUAAUCAUGAAGGUGGAGGAGGCAAUACUGUUGUAUUCUCUUAUUAAAAAAAAAAAUAAACCAGCUAAAAGGACUGAAAGGAUUUAUUGGGUACAUCCUAUUGUUCAAUCCAGAAAUGAAAAAGGACAUUUUACAUGCUUGUUUACUGAUUUACUUAAAAGUGAACAAAAAUUUUUCAAUUAUUUUCGCAUGUCCUCCAAGUCCUUUUUUGAAUUGCAUGAUUUAAUUAAAAGGAGUGUUAAAAAGGAAACAACAAAUAUGAGAAGGCCAAUUUCUACGAAAGAAAGAUUAGCUGUCACAUUGAGAUAUCUUGCCACCGGAUGUACACUUACUGAAUUACACUACAAUUAUAGAAUUGGAAUUUCAACUUUAAGUGGAAUAAUUCAGGAAGCGUGUGAAGCAAUUUGGAAUAAUCUCAAAGACAUAUAUAUGGCUGAACCAACCAAUGACAAAUGGUUAGACAUUUCUGAACACUUUAUGAAUGUGACUAAUUUUCCGAAUUGUCUUGGCGCAAUUGACGGGAAACACAUCCGAAUUGUUAAACCAGCUCAUAGUGGAUCCCAAUACUACAACUAUAAGCAUUUUUUUUCAAUGGUAUUAUUAGCUGUCUGUGAUUCCAAUUAUUGCUUUACAGCAGUUGAUAUCGGUGAUUAUGGAAAAAACAGUGAUUCUUCCAUAUUUAAAAAUUCCAAUUUUUUUAAAAAGCUGAUAAAAAAUGAAUUGAAUAUACCAGAUAAUUCUAUACUACCAGGUACUAGUGGACCAAAGCUGCCAUAUGUCAUUGUUGGGGAUGAGGCUUUUGGAUUAUCUCAACAUAUUAUGCGCCCAUAUGCAGGGAAAAAUUUAACAAUAAAGAAAAGGGUAUUUAAUUACCGCUUGUCUCGGGCACGUCGCUUAAUUGAAUGUUCGUUUGGAAUUCUCUCCAACAAAUGGAGAAUAUUUCACAGGCCUUUAAACGUAUCAGAAGACUUUGCUGAAGACAUAAUUAAAGCUUGCGUGAUACUUCAUAAUUUUGUUCGUAUACGAGAUGAAAAUACAUUAACAUUCGAAGAUACAUUAUCAUACCAAGGAUUCACAAGUAUGAAUGAAAUAUUAGAUAACACAGCUGGAAAAACACCAACUAGUAUUCGUGACCAUUUUGCUGAUUAUUUUAUGGAUGUAGGACAAGUACCAUGGCAAUUAGAUAGUAUUUAAAAAUAAUUCAUAUAUAUAGUUUCAAUUGAAAUUAACUAUGACGUACUUUAAUUUUAUGUAUGUAGUUUCUGUAAUACUUAAAUACUAAUAAUAAUAAAUAAUACCUAAUAAUAUACUAUGAUGAA